Prinia subflava (tawny-flanked prinia) is the source of this 3506-nucleotide messenger RNA. It is a transcript of the gene DDIAS, whose product is annotated as DNA damage induced apoptosis suppressor. NCBI's taxonomy places the organism in Eukaryota, Metazoa, Chordata, Aves, Passeriformes, Cisticolidae. Bases 380 to 3265 code for a protein of 961 amino acids. Gene Ontology annotation, biological process: negative regulation of intrinsic apoptotic signaling pathway in response to DNA damage. The transcript is spliced from 6 exons. The record is from RefSeq and is a predicted model, not a curated record. Gene Ontology annotation, cellular component: nucleus; cytoplasm.
CCCUCCCGCUCUGCCCUCAGGCCGCGGGUCCGCCCGGGCGGCCGAGCCCCCGCUGCUGCUCCGGCCCCGCCUGAGGGCACCGAGCGCAGCCUGCGCCCGGCUCAGUCGGACCGGACCGGCCGCUCUCGGCCUCGAGGAGGCUCAGGGGGUGAGAUGUGUUAACGAGUCGUGCUUUGGUUUUCCUUAGGCAGAGAGCGAGGCAGCGGGAUCACCAGAGGGCACCAGGAACCGCGCUGGGAGCCGGGCCGCUGAAGGGCAGCGAGCGCGGCUGGAGCAGGUGGAGGGCUAUGCGAUUCCCCGGCCGGGCGCUGAGGAUGCCGAGAAAGGUGUCCCAAAAGGCAAAGGAAUGAAAGUUUAAGGCCUGUGAUGCUGUGAGCACAUGAAUAGUGUGCAGGGACUCUUGGCUGCCUCUGUGAUCUCCAUCCAGAAUUCGUGCUUCGUCUAUCCUGCCUGUCAAAACUGCUUUUCCAGGCUGAUCCUGGAUUCCAGGAGGUUCCACUGUCUAAAAUGUGGCUGCACAGGUGAAGCUAAAGAUGCUAGCUACAGAUACAGGUUGUCCCUAAAGGUUGCUGACACUAAAGAUUUGUUUGACAUCACUGUUUUUGGAAGUUGCUUAGAUCCAUUCUUCGGGAUCACCGCAGCAAAUCUGCAGAGGUAUAUUCAAGACUUCAAUCAGCUGUCAGGAGAAACAAACACAGAGUCAUUUACAAGAACAUUAGUUCAUGCAGUGGAAACCUGUUUCAUUGGAAAAAGGUUUAUCUUUGGAGUGAAGGGUUGUACAAGGGAACAUGGAGGGCAUUCUGCUGCCAGCAGCAUCUUGCAGAAGUGUUCCAGAAUUAAUAGAAGUACGAAAAACCUUGUGGCGUGCCAGAUCUUCCCGCCAAAUGCUGCUGUUACUGGCUUCACUGUUAUCAGCUACUUAGAUCGUCUCCUGCAGUCGGCAAAGCUCAGGAGCUGUAAUAACAGCUCAUAUUUACCUGAUGUGUCAUCAGCUCCCAUAGAUGAGCCUCUCAGUGAGCUCAGCAGCUUGUCUAGCCUGAGCAGGAGCUCCUGUUUCGUUCAGUCUACUGGCAGGGAAAGUUUUUUAGGGUGCUGGCAGCAGUCCUUCAGUCUGACUUCAUCUGUUGCUUGGGUAACAGCAGAAGACUUUCCCACUCUGGAAGAGGGAAAGCUGCCGAGUGAACAGCAUGAAGAAGAGGAGAGGCCUGUCUCUGCAGAAUUGGGCAGUGUAAGCCUCAACAAUCAAACUCUUUGGGACUCACAGUUUCUGAUCUCUUCUGUGAAGGAAGGGGAUAAAGAGAAGGAUAAUGAAUCGAGUUCACAGCUUAGACAGACUGACGGUGUCUCUGCAACUGAUAAACUGGGGAGAGUUUCCUCUUCAAACACUGAAUGUUCACAUGGAAACAGUUCCAAGUUGUUACAACAUCCCUUGGAAUCUGAGGUAAAAAACAAUUACCCAAAAACUAAUAGUAGAAAUUAUUGUUAUGCAGAAAAAUCCCACAACUCCCUUGUUUGCAAGAGAGAUGCCUCAGUUCCUAAUCAUGUAAAUGUAGCUGGAGUGUCUCCAAUGGACUCUAUGCUCUGGGAAGAGCUCCCGUUCUCAGAAAGCCUAAAUGAAUUGUUAGCCAGAAUAGAGGACGGCAGGAGUGUUGUAACAUCACCCAGCCUUGAGGCAGGCAAACAAAUCCAUCUUGAAAGUAGCAAGUUGGGUGUAAAUCGCAAUAAAUCGUGUUCCAGGAAAGCUGUAGGUGAUUUGCAUCCCUGGCAAGAGCCAGGGAGGCUCUUGCCACCAGCAGAGAAUGAUAGUUGGGAGAACACAGUGCUUGCUUGUCUUCAGUCAAAUGCAAACCCUCUGAGUGAUGUCUCACAAUACGAGUCUUCCCCUAGUGAUUUAUCUUCAACCCUCAAGGAAGGUGGAGCACCCUCGCCAGUUGCACCAGAGCCAUCUGUUUCUCAGAGCAGACGUGUGCAGUCCAAAGGAGCAAAGAGUGACCCUGCAAAUUCUUCUUGGUCUUUUAUCAGGCUGCAUGGAGAAACCUCCUGUUUAAAAAGGAGCAAGACAGCCACCUGUGUGCAUUCUGCACGUGAAAGCUGUUUAGCUGCUUGUGAAAAUAAAGAAAACUAUUCUACCCCAAGCCAAAAAACAGAUCUUACACUCACAGGGGCCCAGGUCUCUGAUGCACUAACUCCCAACAAUGCAAGAAGGAUAUAUAAAAGAGAAUUAAAACCACUGACAGAACUGCCAGAUAAUACCUUCAAAAGUGUUAGUAGGAAAGACCUGCAGUGGAACAACAUCUUCCCUGAAGGCAGCUACAAUGUUUCUGCUGAUCUCUUUGAUGCAAGUGUAAGAGAGGUAGCAAAACCUGUGGAAUUCUUAAAUAAAUCAUGUAAUUCUUUAAUACGGGAGGACACUUUGACAGAGAAGGUCACAGCUGAAUCGGUGCUUUCUCCUGGAGGUGUUCCUUGUAAUAGUUCAAGCCUGAGCUCAUCCCUGCACAGGUCCCCCCGUGCUUUUAGCAUGCACAGCACACCUGUCACUUACUCCUUCUGUGAUUCGGAAUGCAGCUCAGUUUGCGCUCAGGACUUUGUUCCUUAUUCACAGUCAACUCCAAUGACAAAACCUCUGCAGAAACUGUGGCCUGUUGGAGAUAGAAGCUCUUUCAUCACCAUCUUCACCCCUAAAAAUCCCACUAAAGUCCAUUCCAAGUGCAAGCGAUCCAGGUCUGCCUUUCAGAACACGCUGCUGCAGCAGCUUACUGGCAAGUUAGUGAAGCGUGGGAGACCGAGGAACAGGGAAGAAAAAGGAAGUGGUACCUCUGCUUCCCAGCAGUUCCUUAACAGCCAGCUGCCUGCCAGCUUGGAGGAGUGGAUCCCUCUAUCUUCAAACAAAGGGCUCAAACCAACUGCAUCUUUAAAUUUAAAAACAGCUACUUGGGCUGCUGACUUGCAGUCCACCUAUGGGCACACUGGCAGGAACCCUAUUUCUGAAAGCAGAAAGAACAGUGAAAAUGAUGCAAAUCUCAUCCAAAAUGAGAGAAUAAGCCCUGGGGAUAGAGCCAUGAUUCUAACAACUCCUGUAUCUGCAAGUGCCACCAAGACCUCGUUUUUAAAUGAUCCGGUCCUGAAGACUUGUUCCCCUUCAGAAGGUGAGAAUCACCUCUCAAGUGGAAAUUAUUCAGGGCUUGUGUUGGACAGGCCAACUGUCUGGUCUCCUGAGCUGUUCUUCCAAGCACGGACCCCUUUUUCCAAUAAGCCAAAACACUAAGAGAGAUACAUUUCUAUGCUGUGUUCUUUUUAAUUAUUUUUUUAAAACUUUUGGGAAGGAUCAGUGGAAGAAAAGAGCUAUUUAAAUUGUUUAUACACCUGUCAGCAUAUGUCUUGCAAAGAAGAGUUAGGUUUAUUUUCAGACCUUUGUACCACAGAGAUGAGGGAAAUUAGAAUUUGUAGUUACUGUAUUUUCUUGAAAAUUAUUAGGAUGUGCAAUAAACACUUUUGUAAACGUGUGA